Closterium sp. NIES-65 is the source of this 840-nucleotide messenger RNA. The record is from the annotation of a GenBank genome assembly. NCBI's taxonomy places the organism in Eukaryota, Viridiplantae, Streptophyta, Zygnematophyceae, Desmidiales, Closteriaceae.
AUGGCUGAUAUCCGUCCCUUUGACAGCUCUCAUGUCGAUUUCUGCGCUCUUUUCUUGUUCCACCCAGCCGUUGUCUCGCCCAUCCCGCCGUAUCCUCUCCCUCACUACCCGCCUUCACCUCUCCUAUUCACCUCACAGUCACUAAAACCCACCCCGCGAUCUCCUCUUCCUUACUUCCCCGUCGUCGCCUCUCCCUCCUCCCCGUCGUCGCCUCUCCCUCCUCCCCAUCGUCGCCUCUCCCUCCUCCCUGUCGUCGCAUCUCCCUCCUCCCCACCGUCGCCUCUCCCUCCUCCCCGCCGUUGCCUUUCCCUCCUCCCCGCCGUUGCCUCUCCCUGCUCCCCGCCGUCGGCUCUCCCUCCUCCCCGCCGUCGCCUCUCCCUCCUCCCCCCCGUCGCCUCUCCCCCCUCCCCGCCAUCGCCUCUCCCUCCUCCCCGCCGUCGCCUCUCCCUCCUCCCUGCCGUUGCCUCUACCUCCUCCCCGCCGUUGCCUCUCCCUCCUCCCCGUCGUCGCCUCUCCCUAUUCCCCGCCGUCGCCUCUCCCUCCUCCCUGCCGUCGCCGCUCCAUCCUCCCCGCCGUCGCCGCUCCAUCCUCCCCGCCAUCGCUGCUCCUUCCUCCCCGCCGUCGCCUCUCCCUCCUCCCCGCCGUCCCCUCUCCCUCCACGCGGUUGCCUCUCCCUCCUCCCCGCCGUUGCCGCUCCCUCCUCCCCGCCAUCGCCUCUCCCUCCUCCCCCCCGUCGCCUCUUCCUCCUCCCCGCCGUCGCCUUCGGUGACAGGUGCACGAGUGCAAGCACGAGUUGGUGCACGAGCGCGGAUUGGUGCGCGAGCCCGGGUUGUAAUCUGA